Messenger RNA from Saitoella complicata NRRL Y-17804, 1491 nucleotides. RefSeq names its product NTF2-domain-containing protein. Gene Ontology annotation, cellular component: Ubp3-Bre5 deubiquitination complex; cytosol; ribonucleoprotein complex. The coding region runs from base 1 to 1491 and encodes 496 amino acids. The record is from RefSeq and is a predicted model, not a curated record. Gene Ontology annotation, biological process: ribophagy; protein deubiquitination. The transcript is spliced from 3 exons. NCBI's taxonomy places the organism in Eukaryota, Fungi, Ascomycota, Saitoellomycetes, Saitoellales, Saitoellaceae. Gene Ontology annotation, molecular function: mRNA binding.
AUGUCUGCCGCACCUUCCAACGGAGCUGGAGCUGAGACGGAGAAGCUUCCCAAGUCUGAGAUCGGAUGGCUUUUCGUGUCGCAAUACUACACCUUUAUGCACAAGGAGCCUAAUAUCCUUCACUGCUUCUACACCAAGCGAUCAACAUUGGUGCACGGCAAUGAGGGUGAGAGCGUGAUGUCGUCUGUGGGUCAACAGGACAUCCACAAGAAGAUCCUCGAAUUGAACUACAACGACGCUAAGGUCCUCGUCUCCAACGUCGACUCCCAGGCUUCUGCGAACGGUGGAAUCAUCAUCCAGGUCCUCGGUGAGAUGUCCAACAACGGUGAGCCCUCCAGGAAGUUCGCUCAGACCUUCUUCUUGGCUGAGCAGCCUAAUGGAUACUUCGUUCUUAACGACAUUUUCCGGUAUUUGAAGGAGGAGGUUGAUGAGGAGUAUGAGGAGGGUGCCGUUGAGCCUGGGCAUGUUGACCAGCUCGCUCAGGCCGACUCUGGGUUCAGCAGCAUGCAGAACUCUGAAAGCUUGUUCUCUGAGCAACACCUCCAGCCUCCUCAGGAAGAGGUUCAGGAGACCAAGGAGGAGCAGCUUGACACUCCUCAGCCUGCCGAUGUUAUCGAGGAGACUCUUGUGACUGAGGCUGGUGCAGUUGAGGAGGAGCCCGUUCAGGAGCAGGAGCAGGAGCAGGAGCAGCAGGAGGAGGCUGCUCCCGUUCAGGAGGAGGAGAAGGUUGAGGAGCCUGUCGCCGAGGAGGCAGCCCCUGUCGAGAAGGCUAAGCCCGAGGAGCCCGUCCAGGAGGAGGUCGCGGCUCCUGCUGAGCCAGCCCCCGCACCCGGUACCGUUCCCGCCAACGCCGCCAAGGCCACCCCUCCUCCUGCCGUUCCUGCCGCGCCGAAGACCUGGGCCAACCUCUUCAACAAGGGUACCGCUUCCACUCCUGCCCAGGCCGCCGCCGCCGUCGCCCCCAAGGCUGCCCCUGCUCAGGCUCCCACACAGCCCGCACAGCCCCAACAGCCCCAACAGCCCCAACAGCCCCAACAGCCCAAGCAGCCCAAGCAGCAGUCCACUCCUCCUCUCGAGGAGAACCGCCGCCGCGAGGGCCGUGCUCCCCCCGCCGAGGGCAACGCCUUUGCCUUCAUUAAGAACGUCCACCAGGAGAUCACCAACCAGCAGCUCCGUGACGCCAUCACCGCUUUCGGUCCCUUGAAGGACUUCGAUGUCAACCGUCAAAAGAACUGCGCUUUCGUCGAGUUCGUCGAUGCCUCCGCUUUCGCUGCCGCUUACAACACUCACCACGUCCGCAUCUCUCCUAACCUUCCUCCCGUGAUCAUCGAGGAGCGCCGAAGGGGCGGUCCUCAGGGUGGUCCCUUCCAGAGGCAGAACUCUGGUCGUGGGCAGCAGGGUGGAUACCAGCGCGGUCGUGGCGGCAACCAGGGUGCUGGCCGCGGUGGCUUCAACAAGCCCCGUAACGGUGGAGCUCAGACUCCCACAUAG